Gongylonema pulchrum is the source of this 231-nucleotide messenger RNA. Lineage: Eukaryota; Metazoa; Nematoda; Chromadorea; Rhabditida; Gongylonematidae. The record is from the annotation of a GenBank genome assembly.
AUGCGAGUUAUUUUUGGCAUCGGAACGAAAAGUUAUGAUCAGGAGCCUCAGAGGAAUGUUGCAGCCACAGCGAAACGGGUAAGCCAUGCGGCGCUAGUAGCAUCAUCAUCAAGUCGAGCGAUACCGUCAGUUUCAAAUUAUUUGUCUUGGAGCACGGAAACUGGAACGCAGCAGUUGCAGUGUGGCGUAAAAGCAUUCAAGAGGGGUUCAAGAGAUCCAUCUAGCGUGUAA